Molecule: messenger RNA, 850 nt
Organism: Phlebotomus argentipes
Lineage: Eukaryota; Metazoa; Arthropoda; Insecta; Diptera; Psychodidae
Exons: 4
Coding region: 36-761 (241 amino acids)
Source: RefSeq, a predicted model, not a curated record
UCAAAAACACGAAAAGAGGAAGUGGCUGGAAAAUCAUGGAAAAUCUGCACAAUUACUACAAUGCUAAUAAAUAUCAAAUUCAGGGGAGAAACACUUCAGUGAUUCAUCCGCAGCAGAGACUCAUGAAAAUCCCGGGAAAGCCUGAGAAAAUCACUGAACAGCAUUCUACUGUUCCCAGGAGCUUCUAUUCAGACAUGACCAUAAACCCAUCGACGUCUAAGGACUGUGGACAGCAGCAAAUGUGUGGAAUCAAGAGACAAUUCCCAGAGCGAAUUUCAGAGGAAAAGAAGCUCUUAAAAACCAACAACAAGCUUCCGAUGAAGAGAUGGAAAGUCACCGUCCGGGAAACUGGCGAGAGAAGAUACCAAGAGCCGAAAAGGGCAGCAAUGCCUUCAAUGCAAAUUAUCACAGGAAGCAUUGCACAGAUAACUGCGAUUUCCAAGCAAAUGCAGGAGCAGAAUUUCACCUACGAAUUCUAUGCCAAAGUCGUGUGCAUCAAAGAUGGAAAGUAUGCGUGUGAGAAGUUGAUUCUGCUGAGAAACGAGAGUGGCCCUUUUCUGCAGGCCAUCUUCUAUGCGGUGGACCACAAAUUGCCCGCCAACGUGCAAGAAGGGCAAAUCGUGCGAUGCGUGGGACGCUUUAAUCACAAGAGCCGCUUCGUCAUCUUCAAAAUCUCACCCACAAACGCACAAUUCGUCGAUGUCACGAGUCGCCUUCAUGCGCUCUGUCACUUCACCAUCAACAAGGACAAGAAAAACUAGCUUUUCGUCCUUCAAUUCCACCCGAUUCCGCUGAAUUUUCAGAAUAAUUGUGAAAUAGAAGAGACAAUUUGAAUAGAAAAUAUGUAUUU